UCAGGAGCCACCAGACAUUUUAGAGAAGCAUUGGUACGCUGCACAGGAAACACCCCUCCUUUCCUGUUCUGUAAAAAGACGUACAUAGGAAACUGCUUUGAUAUCGUAAAUGCCAGUCGGUUCGGUCGCUUAGAUCUCCUGCUAGAACCACCAGCUUGCCCAUGCUACCAUAUAAUUGUCAUUGGGAGUGGUCCUGGAGCACAAUCAGUCAUAAUGGAACUAGCGGAGCGGGGUGUCGCCUUAAAAGUAGCCGUAGUUGAUAUAUCAUCGAAAGGAUCGCUAGAAACUAUACCACGUAGCCUCCUUUGGAAUGCGCUUAAGGCAAUAAAUGGCAACGAUUCAAACGAUUUUUCGGAAAGUGAUAUAUUUGGUGAUCUAGAAGUGCAAGACGAUAUCGGUUUGGAAUUAAUAUGUGAAGCUGCCGGGAUCGAUUACUACCAAGGAUCUGUAAAAUUCCUCUCAGCAGAUGUCAUCGCCGUGUCAGCUAAUUGCGAUGACGUCGAAACUAGUUCUAGUGAUGAUGAGCACAGUGAACCUCAAGAAGCAAAUAUUGUUGGCAUGUCGUUUAUAAUAUGCUGUGGAUGCCAACCUCUAAUUCCAGAAUUUCCGGGAUACGAACACUGUAUAAGUUUAGAUACCUUCUUACAUACUCGAGAGAUUCCGGAAAGAGCCGUAAUUAUUGGUGAUUCACCGGAGGUCGUAGAAACGGCUCAUCUGAUUGCGAAGUGCGGAGGAGGGGUCACUGUGUUGUACAAUUCCAACAGGCUGUUACCAAAAUUAGACCUAUGGGUCGUCAAGGAAAUCGUUAGAAGCUUAGAAUCACUCUCGGUUAUACUCUUGGAAAUCUCUGAAAUCAAAUACAUUAAAGAAUUAAGUACGGGACUAAAGAUCGUUUUUCGAGUGCAAAAUGGUAGUAAAUAUUCUGGUAUUUAUGAUAAGAUAAUUAUCCAUAAAAACAGAGUUCCGAUGACUGAUAAUAUGGAUCUAGAGAAAGCUGACGUGAAAGUUAGUAAGAGAUCACGAAAACUAAUUGUGAAUGAAGCUUAUCGAAGCACUAAUAAAAAUAUUUGGGCCUUUGGAAGUGUAGCCAAUGGACACCCUGAAGAUCCUAGGUUUGAGAUCUUAGCAGCAAGAAGCGUGGUUGAUUUUAUCAUCAAUGGAGUCGACGACGUAUCAGUUCCUAUCGUUUUUCCAUUUAUUUUAAUGGCUCCUUUAGAAUAUGCCUGCUGUGGAGAAACCGAGAAGUCGGCACUGCUUCGAUUUACAGAUGAAAUAAUAGUAAACGACUCUCAAAACUACUUUUUUCAUAUUAAAUUAAUAUGCGUCAGACAUCGUGUAUCCUCUUCAGAAGUAGAAAUCAGAAAAGAGGACGAUCGGGUCGUAGGUAUUCAUAUUCUUGGUCACAACAUGUGUAGUCUCAUUUCGGGCUUAGACGAGUUAAUAGAAGAGGGUGUAACUAAAGAGGUUUUGAUCGAAGUUUUAAUCCAGAAUAGUGCGUUUAGAAAACUGAAAUUAAACAGAAUAUCAUUUAGUUCUCGGAAAUCAAUAAAUACCGCCUACUGCGGAAUUCGUAUACAACACAUAUGCGAUAUCAAUCCAGAAACAGGAACUAGCUCAGUAUUUGUAAAAUCGUGGGACAGUACGUCUGAGGAAUCAUCAGAUAUCGACGAGAGGACUGAUCAGGCUGCUAAAAAUAAAUGCGCCUGUAAAAUGAGUACACAAAAUACGAUUGAAAUUUCACUAACUGGAGAAGAAAUUGGAUUGAGGCUAUUUUUGUUUAUUUGGCCCAUUUUUUUAACUCUUCUACCAACAAGAUUACUCGAAGAAUGCAGACACAACGUCUCUAGUGUCUCAGAAUCAGAUGAAGACGAUUCGAGCAUGGGCAAUAGAGAAGACUACAAUUUCUCCACUGGUAUGUGUGUAAAAGAAACCACCAAACAAUGUUAUAAAACCAGUGAGUUUCAAAUGAGGUCUGUUUUUAAAGAUUAUGAAACAAUUUAUUCCAACUCAGAUUCAGACAGCGAUCUAACGGAUGAAGAAUGUUGUCAUAAUAAAAAUGGUGCAUUAAGGUGUAGUGAUACUAUUAGCGACAGUUCAAUUGUACAACGUCGAGAUCUGAAUUUAUCACAGUCCUUAAUUAAGGAAAAAAUAAAUACUUGCCAAGACUAUGCCACUCCUGAACUUUUCAACAGAAAACUGGCGUUAAAAUAUAAUGAGACAAUGACAAUGACAAUUGUGUGCAAAAACGUCAGUUCCUGUCAUAAAUUGCCAACUAGGGAACAAGUAAAUUCUCGUACUCCUAGAGGAAACUUUGAAUCGUCUCAAGAAAAUAGAGCUGAUAGUCCCUCAGAAGAAAAUGAUUCUGAUACAUCUUCCAUUAGUAAUACAGAAGAAAACUUUAGCCGCAGGUUGGACCACACACCAGCUGAAGGGGAGAGAACUUCAAAAACUGCAAUGCCGUUAACUACAAGGCCCUUCACUCCUAGGCAUUCAACCUCUAGGCCUUAUACACCAAAAUGUUCAACGUCUAAGCCCUUUACUCCGAAGUCUUCAAAGCCAAGGCCCUGUACUCCAAGUCCAAAAACGGCAAGACCUAAAACUAGAAGAGGUUAUAUCAAGCUGAACGAUUCUGACUCCAAUUCUAGCCGAACAUCAAGAGGAAAUAAACCAGAGUAA
This is a messenger RNA of Nezara viridula (southern green stink bug), 2676 nucleotides long. NCBI's taxonomy places the organism in Eukaryota, Metazoa, Arthropoda, Insecta, Hemiptera, Pentatomidae. The record is from the annotation of a GenBank genome assembly.